UCAUCAUAUUGAGAAGCGUGCUUUGUGAAGCUUCCUGAGCUGAGCUUUGGAAACGUCAUUGGUGCUCGUCUGUAACCUGGACUAAAGCAUGAGUGAAUUCUGGUUGUGUUUCAACUGCUGUAUUGCAGAGCAGCCUCAGCCUAAAAGGCGCCGGCGGAUUGACCGAAGUAUGAUUGGAGAGCCCACAAACUUCGUGCACACGGCUCACGUGGGGUCGGGAGACCUGUUCAGUGGGAUGAACUCGGUCAGCUCCAUCCAGAACCAGAUGCAGUCCAAGGGCGGCUACGGGGGCGGCAUGGCUGCCAACGUGCAGAUGCAGCUCGUGGACACGAAGGCGGGAUAGCCCCGCUCCCGCCUCCAAAGUGUGAUGGCCUCUUGUUCACCCUGUUGUGAUUACUCCAGUGACACGUAACUGCUCUGCUCCGAAGAAACUGUUGUCAGAUGAACCCUGCGUUUUCUUCCGCUGGCAUGCAUGCCUUUGGACUCACGGACAGAGUUCUUUGGAUUGUGGCUUAUCUUUAUCAAUAUGGAUCUGAUUUUAGCAUGAUCUUUUUUGUGAAUGCUAGCACUGUUUUGCAUUUUUUCCCCAUUUUUAACAUUUCUCUUUCCAUCUCCAGCCCCCGGCCUUAUGAUAUUAUUGGUAAGCAAAGACGUGCUAUUAUUUGUUACUUUGUCACCAUUUAUGUAUAUUUUGGAAGGUAUGAGAACCAUAAGCACAAUGAUCAUUUCUAUCCACUUAAAACUUCAGCAGCGUAGAUACCUGCAUGCUUUAUGAAGUUGCUUUGUACAGGAGCCCAUGGGAUGCCAGAAAGGAACAGAAAGGAACGGGCUUUGCUGCCAUGGGCUGGUGAUACUGCUGCUGUUAGAGGAAGGUUAGCUGUGGCACCAAGUCACAUCGGUUUCACAAAAGAAAGGCAACUUGUAGCUUAUGACUUUUAUUUACUUAGAACUACAGUGAAAGAAAAGCUUGCAUUCAUAAGGCAUUCAUUCUGUUGUAAAUGUUCAGUAUAUUUAUUUGAAAGUGAGGACCUGGGAUUGUAAACAGUUGCGGGUGUGUGGUCACAUCCUCCCCAUCCAGUCUGACUGCGCAUCGCUAUCUUAGUAGCUGUUCAUUUUUUGUGCACUCAUCUGUUUUCACUUGUUUAGGUUUACUACUAUGGUAUUCAGUUGUUUCCAGUAGCAGCCUGUUGAAUGUCCUCUGAGAAACCUUUCGCUCAAGUUCCAAAAUACAUUUAUUCUUCACAAAGUGUAUUUCAGAUAUUUCUGUAAGGAUGUAGUGCUACGCCAGGUAGUGGUCUGUUUUCUUAUUAAACUAUUUAAGUCCUAUGUCUAGUUGAGCCAUAUCUAAGAGUUACAUUUGGUAGCACUAACAUUUCAUGUAGGAAAUGGGGUGACAUUGCAUAACAUAAAGAGGGAACAUUUUCUGUCUUCUUCGAUCCCUUUCCCCUCACCUUAGUCCCAAAUUCUUGUGAAUCACAGAACUGCAUAUGUAGUAGGUUUUAGGGGGCAAAACAUGAAAGCAUUUCUCCCCCAGUUCUUUUCAGUUUACCCAGUACAGUGGGCGCCAGCUACUCCUGCCCUGUGUUUCUGCAAUUUUGAGUCUUCGUAGGUCUCAAUCCCAAACAGAAUCUGUCAAGGAAAGACAUUUAUGCUUAGUAAUCAAAAUAGGCAUUUUGCAGUUUAAUACCUUCUAAACUUGAAUUCACCUGGUGUCGUUAAUUCACUGUGUGGAUACUGCAUUCUGGACUUCGCGUGAGUGCCAGGUCAGUGUCCUGCCAGGGCCACUGCUGUGUGCAGGCUCUUUUUAAGGGACGGGUUUCCUUGGCCUUGACAGCACUGAUGCUGUUGAGUCUAAUUCUACUUUGACUUUAACAUUUAGUAUGCAGACUUUAUCCUUGGCCUACACCUCCUAGACGACAACACAGGGAGCCAUAGUUCCUUUUCCCCAGCUCGUGAUUUGAUUUUAUUUUUUCCUCCAACUGCUCGCUUUCCUGAUUCUCAAAGGACCAAAUACUCCAGUGAGCACUGGAACGUCUCCGUGGUAAACCGAAGGCUGCACUCUGAAGCCUCUGGGUGUUCUGCAGCCGCCACCGACUUGACAGGCACAGGCAGCCACACUGCGUGCAAGCCCGCCUGCCAAGGAGCGUGCCGGUGACGGCGGAUGGAGUGAGACAAUUACCAAAAAUUCUAAAAGAUUUAACAUUGGACACAUUUUUUUUAGGGAGUCAGUUUUCCCACAGUGGUAAGUGGCUUUGUAAAUCUCGGGAGGUCAUUUGCUCCCCAUGACUGUGUGUCUCGCUUGAAAAUUGAUGCUAAUUCAGUAAAUAGCAUUGACUGUUAAUACUUUGCUGAAAUAUAUGCUAACAGCUGUUACCUAAUGACACACAUUCUUUUAUCAGUGAUCUGCGUUCUGUGGAGGAGGUGCUUUCCCACGAGGUAGGCAGAAAGGGGGGCCAGUGAGCGUAGAGGAGCAAUGUACACUGUGGUGACUGGGGCAGCAUUUCCCAGGCAGCAUUAUCGGUGGGCCUUUAAAUGAGAUACUUUGUGAGUAUAUCGGCUUUCACUUUGUUAUUAAAUUAUAGCAGUUCUAUUAUAGAGAGCAAGUUUGCCUUGAUUUUGUUUAAAAUGACUUCUGCUCAGCGCCCAGGAGAUAAAAUUGACAUAUUUUUAUAAUAUAAGCAUACUUUUUUUGUACAUUGUGUUCAUUCUUGAAUAAAGUGAGUUCAGUGUCAGCUUGUAGAUAAUAAAAAGAAAGUAUUGAUUUUGAUUCAAUAAAUGUUUUUCAAUCCUG
Messenger RNA from Camelus dromedarius (Arabian camel), 2791 nucleotides. RefSeq names its product CDC42 small effector 2 (gene CDC42SE2). The record is from RefSeq and is a predicted model, not a curated record. Gene Ontology annotation, molecular function: small GTPase binding. Bases 89 to 343 code for a protein of 84 amino acids. Lineage: Eukaryota; Metazoa; Chordata; Mammalia; Artiodactyla; Camelidae. Gene Ontology annotation, biological process: regulation of Rho protein signal transduction. The transcript is spliced from 4 exons. Gene Ontology annotation, cellular component: plasma membrane.